UGGUCGUGGGAACCGGCCCCGACGGGGGAGCUGCUGCUGCUGGCAGCAUUCGCCCCAGCAGCAACAGCCAGCAAGCUUCUCCCUCUCCCGCGGGCGUCUCCUUGCUCCGGGCGUCCCGCCGCGAUGCCAGCCUCGCAGCCCAGCCAGCGGCUGCUGCCUGCCCUGGCUGGCUGCGGCGCGUGCCACUCAUCCCCUGGCAGCCGCUCUCCCUGCCAGCAGCAGCAGCAGCAGCAGCAGCCGGGGCUCCUCUCGGAGGAAGUGGGCAGUGCGUGACGCUUUCCUGCUCCAGCGGCUAAUGCGAUUUCCGUUCCCCACCAGCUCGGCGGCGGCGGCGGCGGCAGCAGCAGCCUGAGACCCAGCCGCUCCCCUCCCGCCUCCAAUGCCCCUGCGCCCCGCAGUUGCUCUGAGACUCUGGCGCUAGGAGGGUGGACAGAUGUUUGCCAUGUGCCAGCCAGAGGUGCCCCUCAACCCGCUGUUCCACGAGGCCCAGGGCAACACGCAACGGGACGUGGCCUCCCUCUCCGGGAGGGACUGCCGACCAGACAGGAACCUCAACUUUGUGGGAGAGGAGGCUUAUGACAGCAAUGAGAACUGGAGCCCAGUGGCUCUGGGGGAGCUGGAGCAGUUAGGGGACCACGCGCCAAUGGUCUCCGAUAACCAAAUAUUGCUUAUGCACAGGCAGAAAGCACAAAGCCGGCCCAGGAAGGUCCCCCAGGGCCAGAAGUCGGAUAGCGUGUCGUUUGGCUCUGACAAGGAGGAAGACAUCCGCAGACCCCCGGAGGGCGCAGAAGUCAGUGGCCUAGAGCCGGAGAAAAGCGCCCCAGAGGAGAGGAUGACAGAGAGCGGAAAGCUAGCCAGCUCCCCUUUAGAAGACAACGGUUAUGCCAGCAGUUCCCUCAGCAUUGAUAGCCCCGAUAGUGGCGGCGCCAGUGCUUGGGAGGUGCCCGCUGUUGCCAGUGAAGACUGGAGGGGUCACGGUGGACCGCAGUCCCCCGCUGCUGAGGCGGAACGCUCUUCUCCGAGUUCGGAGACCCUCUUCCCAGCCCUGGCUGAGGCCUUCCGGAACCUUCAGGACAGGAAGAAGUUCAAAGAGCAGGAGAAAGAGAAGCACCACGUCCACUUGGUGAUGUACCGACGCCUGGCCUUGCUCCGGUGGAUCCACAGCCUGCAGCAGAAGGUGGUUGACCAGCAGAACCGGCUGCAGGAGAGCUUCGACACCAUCUUGGACAACCGCAAAGAGCUCAUUCGGUGUGUCCAGCAAGGCAUGUCCUGCACCAAGCACCCAGCUCAGGCAGAGUUGUGAGGGGGACUCCCCAUCUCUCUCUCUCUGAGUCCUUAGCUUGGUCACCCGGUGGAGGGGGCCUGCAGAUUCCCGGAUUUGCCUGCAUCCUGCAUGGGAGGCUUGUUGUCAUGUUUGAGGUCCCUCCCUGCGGCCCACGUGAGCAUCACCAGACCAUUAUGCAUGAGGACCCCAGGCCUAGCAAAAGGCCCCUAUUAUUUAUGAGUAGCUGCCAUUAACUUCCUUCACGCUUCAUUGUGGUGCAUGGCUUCUCCUGGUGAAUGCAAACUGAACGCGUGCUGACAUGAAGGAGGAGAAUGCAGUUCUGUGAGGAGACCUCUAGUUUGCGGAGAAGAGUCUGAAAAGACGCUGGCGAGUUCUGGAGAAUUUCUGGCCCCGUGGGGCUUGAGUCAGUUGCCACUUCCGAUGUCACCAGAGCGCCUGGUUGGAGGAGGAAACUGCGGGUGGCUAUAACCCGGAGACCAAAAGCAACUUCCUGAUCCUGGGUGUCAGGUGAUCCCAGAGAGCCAAUCCUGUACCAUUGCUUGCUAUAUAUAGCUUCCUGGCGUGCUGCACUCCCUCAGUCAGGACAACCUCUUGCUUAGGGCAGCCCCCGGGCCAUGCUGGCUGUGCUUCUGGAUGAUUUCCCUGCUACCUGCUUCUCUGUGGCCUCUCCCACACCAGCCCACAAGUUAGCUUCCUUUCCUGUCCUUUCUCUUCGACAGGUAUUGGCUUGGUUCUGCGUUUGGUCUCCAAACUCGCUAUGCCGUCCCAUCUCCUCUGCUACCAGCUGCCUGCAAACUCUUCAGCCAUUAAUCCUGACCCUUCCAGCACUCAGAACCAGACUCAGGCACUAAAAAAAGAUAUAUUCUGGUGGGGCUUAUAGAAUGGUCAGUGAGCGGCCAGUUCUCGUUCUUUUUAAACUAUUGUUUGAUCUUUCCCCCUUUGUCAGCCUGGGUUGAUGGCAGUGGUUCUGUGAAUGGAUCAACAUGUGUCUAGAACAGGGGGUCCCAGCAGGGGGUAUUAGUACCCUUUGAGGUGCUUGAAUGGCUCUCAGGGGGUCCUUAGAGCCCUCCUGCCUCCCCACACUGCCGCCACACAAUUUGUUCCUCAUCUGAGGAUUGCUACUUGAAGCUGUCGCUUCCUCAGUGAUGUGUCCACUGCAGAAGGGAAGGGAGGAGGGUGAAGACCCUCCUCCUCUGCUCCUGAUUGGCUGGCUGUUUGCUGAAGCUCAGCAUACCCCUCCCCGCUCAGUCUGACUGACAGGCUUCAGAAAAUUAGCACGGAGUGCUCCUGUUGACAUUAAUAGGGCAGAGAAACUUGUCCCGUUAAUUUCAGUGGGAAUACUUAUGGAUCACUUAGUUUGAAUGUAAGCCAGUCACUGGAGCAGCCUGGCUCAUAACUAUCAGAUUCGUGUGUGUGUGUGUUCACACACAUACACACUCUCUUUCUCUCUCUCACACACACACACAAUCUCUGUGGAGUACGUGAGUGAAGAUUUGCAGCAGAAAACCUCUGCCACUCACCUGGCCACUGGUGAAGCCAGGUGAGAGGUGGAGCCGACCUGCCGCCGCAAGGAAUGCUGGGAAGUGCGCUGCUGCUCGGAGUCAUUUGCAGCUGCAGCUGGAGUGGAGGUAAAGGUAAAGUGUGCCGUUGAGUCGGUGUCGACUCCUGGCAACCACAGAGCCCUGUGGUUUUCUUUGGUAGAAUACAGGAGGGGUUUUCCAUUGCCUCCUCCUGCGCAGUAUGAGAUGAUGCCUUUCCGCAUCUUCCUGUAUUGCUGCUGCCCGAUAUAGACCCAGCAGGGAUUCGAACCGGCAACCUUCUGCUUGUUAGUCAAGCAUUUCCCCACUGCGCCACUUAAGGUGACGGAGUGGAGGUAAGCACCUAACCCUAACCUGACACCGGCCACUCCUGUGCUCAGCAGAAGGCAGUUUCGUAUGGGCACUUUCCAGAUUACACCCUACAACAGUGUCACUACAGAUCUGCUAAGUGUGCUUCCGCACUUCCUGUGUUGUGACACUGCAGUCCCUGCUCUGACAGCAAAGUGCCGUUCGCAUUUCUAAUGCCUUCUUUUGGAUUUUAUCUUUACGAUAUAGUGCUGCAACGUUGCAAGUCCAUUUCAGAAAAAUAGCUGUAUUUCCCUGUUGUAGGAGUUUGAGAUUCUGGGGAUCGUUUUUAAUAUGAUCCUGCCAAGCCGAAGCAUUUUACCCCGUUGUACCGUGUAAUCUGGAAAGUGCCAUGAUCAACCAGCCCAAAGUUGUGGGUUUGUUCUGAUUCUGAGUGGAUUCCCAAUACAAAACCAGGUCUGCAGGUACUAAUGCGAACCUGUAUGAACUGAGCAAACAGGUAAAUCUGUGUUCCUCAAACGGAUAGCUGAUGAAGCUUUCUCCCCCCGCCCCUUGAAUUUAGUUUGAGAUGCACUUUACUGAGAUAUUCAGAAAAGUUUACUUAGAAUGUUUGACAGUAAGAAUUAACCACUUACGGGGCCAAACUCUCUCAGUUGCAUGUAGCUUUCUGCUGACUUUUUUUUUAAACCAAAAGUAGCCACAGACGGUUGUGUGUUUAUGCAGAGAAAUUGUGGGAGGGUUAGGAGCCACUUAGUCCAUUCCUCUCCAGCUGUUUUUCUGCUUGAAGUCAUCCCUCCCCCAGCUGAUUUUCUACCAGUGGGAGAAAAGAUACUGAUACCUCAUUGUGACCCUCAAUUCCACUGUCUUAAUGUCCUGUUGUCCUAUUUUAAUGAUCCUAACCUUGUUUCCCCUUUUGCAAUCCCUUACAAGAAAGAACAUCAAAUUCUGCAAAAGACCCCCUGCAAAGGCGACGAUUGCUUCAUCCCCCCCCCCCCAGUUAAGAAGUAUUGGAAUUAUGCAAAAACCUUCUAGGCACACAGUGUUGGUAUUCUGCUUGCAAGAAGAUGUGGGAUUCUUGCAAGCACUUGCGACAGUAAUGGGAUUGUUAUUUUGUUUUGCUUUGCAUUGCUUUGUUUUUAAGUGUUUAUCUUUUGCACUUCCUUCACUGGAAACCAGGCUAAGACAAACCUAGGGGAUUCUAGGGUCUUAGAGCUGCUGAGAAUGUUUGUCCAACAGAAAGUCUACCAAAUCACGUUGGGUUUGCAUCCUAAGGAAAUUAGGAUUCCUAAGUCCCCUUGAAAUGAAUGGGACUUUAGUCACAAUUAACCUGUCUCAUUUAUUUCAAUAGUGCUUCAUCCCAUUGUCCCAUAACUUGUCCUAUUCAUUUCAAUGAGGCCUAGGUGUCCUACGUUAGGAUACAAUCUGGUAGGACUGUCCGCAUGAUCAGCAUUAAGGGAGGAGACGCCUCCAACCCUAAUUCGGGACGCAUGCGCACUACUGAUUGGCGACCCUGAGAAUUCCACAAGCAAGGUAGAAGGAGGGAGAGAGGGCCAUCUGUGAGCUGGGUAUGGAGGUGGGUGGCAGUGGUGAGCCCAGAAAUUAUACCCAGCUCCCAAGUGAUGGUGGAGGGAAAGCACUCCACACACCUCCCGCCUCCAUACCCAGCUUGCAGGCCAUUGUUUUUUCCUCCUCCUCCCUUGCUUGUAGAACUCUCAUGAUAGUCCAUUGGGAGUGUGCAGGAACUGGAUGAGGCUGGGAGGUUUCUCCUGCCCUUUUGCCAAUUGUGAUGCGGACAACCCUAUUUUUUCUCUCUUUUGCUUUGCACCCAAGAGAAAGCGUGCGAGUGUUUGUUUUCAAUAACUGUUCUGGACUGAUGAGUUUUAUUAAUCAUUAUCCACCCCAUUGCAACAUUUUCUGUUGUGAACCUGCUGAUUGGCUGCCCCAUGCAUUGAGCAACGGCCAUGGUCACAUGUCUCACUGCCUCCUAAAACCAUGGACUGGAGUUAGAGCUGUUCAUUAUUGCCAGAACAGCAGGUACUGCAUUGGAGCCUGUCUGAUACCAGAUGGAUUGUCGGAGAACAGAUUGGAUGUGUCUGUCCUGCUCAGGAAGAGUCGACAAGAUGCCUCGUCUCUCCGACUGAACUCUCCUGCAAUGUGUGAAGCUCUUGGAUGGUGCAACUCCCAUCUGGUAGAAAAGGCUCCAGCGCAGCAAAGUAGCAAGCAGGGGAGUGAGUGUGUCCAAUUACGAUCAGUUUUUUGCCUUGGGACAUUUUCAGAUGUUGUAUCUGCUUUUGAUAGAGAUGGGUGCUCAUGAAGGAAUGCUGGGAUAAUAGAUGGGAAGCCAAGUAUUGUUGAUGAACCAGUGACCCAGGCCCACAAAUGUUGGUCAUCAGUACCAUUUCAGGGGACAAAUGCUCAUAGUGAUUUUUGGCAAUGACUACCCCUAUAGAAAUGGAAAUUAGGCGAUAGCAUUGUUGCGGUUACAGCUUUCUUUGUGUUAUCAGCCUUCUUUAUCCCUACUCCCAUGCAGGCUAAAAUUGCAGUCAUUUUCACACACAGGAAAGGGUCAGGGUAACAGUGACCAAAUUGUGCUCUCCGUAGAAUAAUCUUUGGAGGACAUUUCUGCCAGUUUUCAUUUCCAUUCCUCUGACAACAUCAAUAAAAUUUCAUAGUAGUUCUUGUGUUUUUAAAACUUUUAAAAGCUUUUAAAAUGCCAUUGCAGAUUAGGCUGCUACAGGCCAGUGUUCAUGACAAUAAAAGCAUGAUAACACACUGAAUGCUGAAAGAGGAGGAGAGUUGGUCUUGUGGUAGCAAGCAUGACUUGUCCGCUUAGCUAAGCAGGGUCCGUCCUGGUUGCAAAUGGAAGGGAGACUUGAUGUUUGAGCAGAUAUUCCCCUCGGGAUGGAGCCGCUCUGGGAAGAGCAGAAAGUUCCAAGUUUCCUCCCUGGCAACAUCUCCAAGAUAGGGCUGAGAGAGAUUCCCGCCUGCAAUCUUGGAGAAGCUGCUGCCAGUCUGAAGACAAUACUGAGCUAGAUAGACCAAUGGUCUGACUGAGUAUAUGGCAGCUUCCUAUGUUAAAGUAUUGCAUUGCAAUACUUUCCUUCUUUAGGGGAGGGAAUACUUUGUCCAUCUCUAGGGUUGUAGACCUUGUGAAAAAUCACAAUGAGCAUUCAUUCCCCAUUAUGGUAGUGGCCACUCCAUCUGGCUCAUGUUCUACAUGGCCACAUAUUGGCAAAUAUUCCAUUCUUAUGAAAAUGGCAAUCUCCCUUUUGGUGUCAGCAGUGAUGGGAGUUUCUAUGCAAAUUUCCUCUACGGACCUGCAGAAAUUAGGGUCUUGCACUUUUGUGCUCCUGCUUCAUUUUGAAGUAGGCACCAGUGUUCCCUCUAAGGUGUAUGUCUCUGUGUGUGUGUGUGCGUGCGCUCACAUGUUUUUUGAUGUCCACUCAGUCAAUUUUAGAUCUUGCUCAGGUUGAAUCAGGAAGGUCCCAUUCUGAAUGCACGUGUGGGCACACACUGCCUUGAUACUGCCACCCGGAACAAAACUCAUUCUGCACAUAGAAGAGAAAAAUGAGAGAGAACAUUGGUAGGCACUCUGCCCACCUCCAGCUGACAACUCUCACUUGAGUGUGUCUACUCUCCCUUCUCCCAAUGGUCUAGCCAGGUGGUGUAAUUGCAGGCAUAUUUCACAGGGACGCGGGAGGAAACAGGAAGCCAACCUGCAUAAGGGAAGGUCCAGACUACAUUUUGUUUCCUAUGGGAAGGAAGGGCUUUCUUAGAGUCUUCUGGGAAGAACUGAACUCUAGAAAGAUCUAGAAUGCAGCAAUCUUUUUACGAUUGGCAGAAUAUCCCUCUGAGCUUCGUUACGGUUCGAAUAAGCUAGUGCUUCAAAUAUUUGGCCAUUCUUUGGCAACAUUUGACUUGCCGAUUGACCAAGACGUUUUUUUCUUUUUCUUUUCUGGAACUGGCCAGAUGCCAACCGCAGAAUGAAAAUAUCCCCUGACGGAAGCUAAUGAGGAUCCCCUCCUUGUGUGAAGCUCCAUGCAUAUGCGGAGCUCUGCAAAGAGCUGGAUCAUGUCCGUAAUCUUCAACUUUUAUCCCUGCCGAAGUGUUUAAUGCUGCUAUCCCUGAGCUUGGUUUAAAUUAUAUUCAAAUUUUAUUUGUUACAAAGUAGUUGUUGUUUUUUAAGAUUCACUAUUUAAAAGGUUUACUUGAAUUAUUUUUAAAAAACGUAGAUGGCUCUAUAGCAGUGCCGUUUCUAGGGGACAACAAAUUGAGGCAAGCACCUGAGUGCGGGCCCUGUGCGAAUGGCGUGGAGAUUCAUGCUUGGAAUCUCACAGCUCCUGCUCGCCACAGCUGGGAUCCUGUGGCACAUUCUGCUUACCUGCAUGCGGUGGCAGUUCUGGUUGGGCUGCACUCCUCUCUGGGCCAACCAGAGAGCCCUGACUGGGGCCAGAGGGCAGCUUCUGGCCUGCUGCGGCAAGUGGGAGCCAUCCUCCGGGACCGGCAGUGGUGGGAAAAACAAGGUUCCAGGCAGGAACCUCUGUGCCAAUGGGGCCCCACAUCUCCAUGCCUCUGCUUCUCUCUGGGGCCACAAACCCCUCCACAUUGUCCUGAUCUUCAUACCCCUCCCCCUCAGCUCUGCUCUAUAGUAUUUAUAGUAUAUAAAUAUAUAGUGUCUAUAUCUCUAUAUCUAACAAUUGGUGCCAUUUCUGGAACCACCAAUCCUCCUCAAACUGAAACCCCGCCAGACCUAAUCAGAUUGAAGGGGAUGGAUAUUAUAUCACCAACAUCAGGGCAGAGAGGGAUUUUGAUAUGAAUGUUUUGUUGCCUUUGUGUAUUAUUAUUAUUUUUUUAAGAAUGAAUUUAUUAUAUAGUAUAGCACAGGGGUUCCCAGCCUGUGGUCCUCCUGAUGUUGAUGAACUACAACUCCCAUCAAUAAAUUGUGACUGGGGGUUAUGGAAGUUGUAGUCCAGUGACAUCUGGUGUUCCCACAUGUUGGGAACUGCUGGUACAGCAUAUUUAUAUAUUGGGAGUUGGUCGAGUAGUAGGGCUGUGCUUUAAUGUGCUGUGGAUGCCUUAAGGCACCUUUAAAAAGUAGCCUUUAUUGGUGAAGUCUGAGAUCUCAGAGAUCGGUGAUAAUGCAGGCAGGAAUGAUGGCAUAUCUACAUGAGAAGUUAAACUGAUUUUACAGUCUGGGAACUAUUCUCUGUAAGGUGUUCUGUAGUUCUGAUUCUGUGCAACAAAUGUACCUGCAUUUCUUGUUUGUUGUAUACACAAGCCGUAUUCAGACAUUAUGUUGUACACAUGUGCAUGAUCGUGUGUGAACGACUUUACAUGCAUUCAUUUAAAAAGAGAAGCUGAGUCUGGGCUCCUUCAAAUGUGAGGAGCAGAAAGGAGGGCUGUUCACACGAUCAUAGACUGGGUAGGACAAGCAUCCUACUGAGUUUCGGAGUUUGGUGCACUCUCAAUUUUUGAUUGUGUGCACAAGAAAAACAAGGAAGGAGGCGGACAACUUAAUGGUCUGCUAAGCCCCAACUGGGCUUUUCCUUCCAACCAUGUUCAGAAGCUGGGGAUGGAAUCUGGGUAGGUUGUGCUCUUCCAAUCUAGCAGAUGAUCAAGCUCCCCGGCACCUACCUUUCCAUGAACAGCUCCCCAUCCACGGUAGGACAAGUGUACAAGUUUUCAAUUGUGUGAGUAAUCCACACAAUUGAAUAAUCCACACAAUGCAGAUUGUACACAUCUUGAACAUAAUGUAUGAAUAGGGCUGUAGUCUGGGCUUGUGGUAGCAAGCAUGAAUUGUCCCCUUUGCUAAACAGGGCCUGCCCUGCUUUGCAUUUGAAUGGGAGACUGUAUGUAAGCAUUGUAAGUUAUUCCCUUUGAUGGGGCCGCUCUUGGAAGAGCACCAGCAGGCUUGCAUGCAGGAGGUUCCAAGUUACCUCCCUGGCAUCCCCAUCCCUGAGAGAGACUCCUGCCUGUGACCUUGGAUAAUCUGCUGCCAGUCUAUGUAGAAAAUACUGAGCUAGAUGGACUGAUGGUCUGACUCAGUAUAAGGCAGCUUCCAAUGUUGCUAAAUCUGCCCUUAAGGUUGCACUUUGAGUGUGGGAGUUUUUAAGUAUUCCAAAUGCUCAGACUGGAAAAUGUGAUACUUUUGAUCAAAGAGAUCAUAUUUUGCUGUUAUGAUUGCAGUGUGGAUUGUGGCACUUAUUGGAUGUCCCCUAGUGAAAAGUGACACAUCCUCCAAUUUGUCGAUUCCCUUAUUUUAUGUUAUUUUAUUUUGCAAAUUCUAUUUUUUUAGCUUAACUUUUAGUAGCAGUCUUUAUGGGGUCAGUUACUUUGUGUGAAAGUACCGGAGACUUCUGGUAACAGUUUAUAAUGAAAUUAACAUAAACGGCAAGCUCCCCCCCCCCAUUCCCCCAAAAUUCCUCCUUGCUAGCCAGCUACAAAGCACCUAGAUUUCUUUCUCCUGUGCUGGCUGCAUUCCAGAUGCCAAACUGCUUUUCUCCAGCCUCCAUCCAAGCAGGUGGUGGUGUUCCUCUUCAGAAGUGACCAGCCAUUAGUGCUCAUUUAAGCAAGCAUCAUCACUUAUCAGCUUACAGAAAAGUUCAUCUCCUCCAUUGGUGGCUUUAACGUUAUGUUUUAAUUAAUGGUGAUGUGCAGCAAGUUUUUCUUACCUUCCCAUCAGCACUCUGCCUCCUACUCUACUCUGCUUCCACCUUUUAAUUCAUUCAACACUUAUUUCCCCAAUAAUUUGACUUGUGCACCCCUCCCUGUGCCAGAAUAUACAUCCAGGGCUUUUUUAAAAAGGUGUGCAUGCAGAGUAGCAUAUGCACCUAAAUGAGAGUCUGUGUGGUUUAAUAGAUAUAGUGUUGAGUGUGGAGCUCACCAUGGGUCACUCACUCACUCUCUUUCAGCAUAACCUACCUCACAGGGUUGUUGUGGGUAUAAAAUUGGGGAGGCGACACUAGUCCCAGAGAUACACUUAGCUUGCCCUUCCUCUUUGUUGGAGGAAGGGCAGGGUAAGAAUCUCGUAAAUAAAUGUGGGAUAGCGUGCUAUUGUUAAUGAGUGGGUUUUGGCAGAAAUGUUGCCCAAAGAAUCCAUUUCAGCUGGGACGUGCUUUGUCUGAUGGGAGUCUUUUGCAAAAGGUUAGGAAUGAAUUGGGCAGAAGGCUUGUCUUCAGUUGCAGAUUACAGGCUGGUUCACAUGAUCGGAAAUAGGGUAGGACAAGUGUCCUACCUGAGUUCAGGAGCUGGGUGUGCUCCUGCUUUGUGAUUGCUGGGUCGUUUGCUCUGGGUAGGAGGGCUGAGUGGACAAAGCCCUCCUUCCCAGUGUGUGUCUCAGACACGGUCACUUCCUCUCCUACCUUGAUUUUUGCUCCCAGAUUAUCACAAAACAGGAGCCUGCACAGCUCUCAAACUUAGGUAGGAUGCUUGUGCUACCCUAUUAAUGAUCGUGAGAACAGCCCUUCUAUGCUUUGCAUGAUCCCAGCUUCAAUCACUAGUGUCUCCAAGAAAGGCUAGGAAAGAUCUUGAAGAACCAUCACUGGUCCCAGUAGACAUAACCACACUUGAUGGACCAAUGGUCUAGCCCACUGGAGACACUCAGUUGCUGUUGGACUACAAGGCCCAUGAUCCCCAAUCAGAAGUUUUUGUGACUGGGGAGGAUGGGAGUUGUAGGCCAACCGCAGUUGGAGAGUCUCCGGUUGACCACCCCUGUGUUACACCAAGGCAGCUUCCCAUGUUCCUGUGUAGCGAGCACAACAUGCAACAUUUCAGCUUUUGAAAUCUGACCACAUUUCAAAAUGUACACGGAAUCUUCUUUUAUCUGUGGUUUGGAAGCACCAAUGUGGAGCUACAACCUUGAUCCUAGGGAUGGCUGAAUGCAUAGGUUUUAAAAAGCCAGUGUUUAUAACUGCCUCAUGGAAAGAUCUGCGAAGGGCAGGCUGUAACUGGGACACUUUUAAAUUGCAGAAAGUGGGCUGCAGGUGGACAGAAAACCACCAGGUCACAAUAUUAAUGAGAACAAUUUUGAUAUCCUGAAAUGUGCCAAUGUACUAAAUGUUGUAGGAGCAACUGCCUGUCAUUGCUACCAUUCACCCACAAUAGAUGAUAAACAGCAUUCAAUCUGUGUAUGAAUAAAGGUUCAAGAAAACA
Hemicordylus capensis (graceful crag lizard) is the source of this 11280-nucleotide messenger RNA. RefSeq names its product chromosome 7 C1orf216 homolog (gene C7H1orf216). Lineage: Eukaryota; Metazoa; Chordata; Lepidosauria; Squamata; Cordylidae. The record is from RefSeq and is a predicted model, not a curated record. The coding region runs from base 434 to 1303 and encodes 289 amino acids. The transcript is spliced from 2 exons.